Messenger RNA from Python bivittatus (Burmese python), 708 nucleotides. RefSeq names its product androgen-induced gene 1 protein-like. The record is from RefSeq and is a predicted model, not a curated record. Lineage: Eukaryota; Metazoa; Chordata; Lepidosauria; Squamata; Pythonidae. Gene Ontology annotation, cellular component: membrane; endomembrane system.
AUGGUGUUGGCCGUGCGGGGUCAGAGGGCUGUGGCACUGCUACACUUCCUGUGCUUGCUCUGGGCGACCUUCGCCCUGACUCAGAAUUUGGGCUUCCCCAACCCGGUCCGCAAGGAGCAGGACCAAAGUUAUGGCGGACAAUGGAAAUACCUGACCUUCCUCAACCAGCUUCUGCAGACAUUGCUGUACUUACUGUGUGUCAUAAUUGAUGCUGCAGCCCUGUUUGUCCCUUCUCAAGAGAAGAGAGUAUCAUCUCUAGUGCUGCCUAUUAGAGAUUUCAUCUUCUCUGCAUACGUAUUCCCAGUUGGCUUAUUUGUAGCUGUUGCUUUCUGGGGCCUUUAUGCAUAUGACAGAGAACUAGUGUACCCUAAAGAGCUUGAUAACAUUAAUCCAGAUUGGCUUAAUCAUACUAUGCACACUACCAUCCUGCCACUGCUUUUCAUAGAGCUAGUUAUAUGUUCACAUAAGUAUCCACCUAGAUGGAAAGGAAUAUUGGGACUUACCCUCUUUGCAGUUAUAUACCUAUCAUGGAUAAUGUGGAUACAUCUUGUAGCUGGGAUUUGGGCUUAUCCGGUUUUAGGAGUGCUUGGCGUACUUGGAAAGGCGGUAUUUUUCUCCGUUGCUAUGUGCAUAAUGUUUAUCUUCUAUUUCACUGGGGAGCAGCUAACAAAAUGGUUGUGGGCAAGACGUAGAAAGAAGUGCAUGUAG